This is a messenger RNA of Oldenlandia corymbosa var. corymbosa, 2321 nucleotides long. NCBI's taxonomy places the organism in Eukaryota, Viridiplantae, Streptophyta, Magnoliopsida, Gentianales, Rubiaceae. The record is from the annotation of a GenBank genome assembly.
AAUAAAAUAAAAUCUACAGGAGGGUUAUAAUACAUUGGUCAUUUCUCAUUUCCCAUUCGUCCCUACAGAGCUCCCUCUUUCAUUUUUUUGCUCUGAAAGACUCUCCAAAACUCCAAAAAAUACAGAGAGGGAGAGAGGGAGAGGGAGAUGGCUCAAGCCAUUUCUCAUAGGCUAUUUUUGUUUCUUUAUCUUCAAAAUCCAAUCUUGGAAUGAAAAAUCUCAACAUUGAAGGUUUAGAUAUAUUAGUACUUUUUUUUCCCUGCUGAAUAUGGCUUAUCAGUAUCAAAAUAAAGUAAAGUUCCCAUCUUUAUUAGAUGCUUUGUACUGUGAUGAAGAAGAAGAGCAGUAUUCCAUCUCUGAAGAUGAUGAUGAACAGAGUAGCCAAUGUGUGAAUGAGGGUGAUGAUGAAUCUGAUGAAUCUCCAUCAUUGCUGCUGCUGGAAGAAGAAGAAUGGUUGUGGGGUGAGGAAGAGUUGUGCAUCUUGUUUAAAAAGGAACAAGAUUAUGACUUUGGUAAUAACAAUGGGUUUUCCGGGUUGAAUUUGAAUCCAUCUCUUCUGGUGGUUGAGGCCAGAUGUAAUGCUGUGGGGUGGAUGCUGAAAGUUGUGGGUUUUUACUCCUUUUCUGCUAAAACUGCUCUUCUUGCUGUAAAUUUCUUGGAUCGGUUUCUGUUUAGCUCUCAAUCCCACAAUGAUGGCAGGCCAUGGAUGUUUCAACUUGCUGCUGUGGCUUGCCUUUCUCUUGCUGCCAAAGUUGAGGAGACUCAAGUUCCCCUUCUGUUGGACUUCCAAGUGGAAGAAUCGAAAUAUGUGUUCGAGGCAAAGACUAUACAGAGAAUGGAGAUGUUGGUUCUGUCAACUCUUCAAUGGAAAAUGAACCCUGUGACCCCACUUUCGUUUCUUGAGUUUAUGAUGAGGAGAUUAAGAUUAAAGAAUCACAUGUAUUGGGAAUUCCUUCGAAGAUGCGAGUGUCUUCUGCUUUUCAUCAUUUCCGAUUGCAGAUUCUUGUCUUAUCUUCCUUCUGUUAUGGCCACUGCAACAAUGUUGCAUAUUGUGAGCAAUGUGGAGCCCUGUCUCACAGUUGAAUACCAAGACCAACUUUUGGGCAUUCUUGGCAUCAACAAGGACAAAGUGGAGGAUUGCUUGAGGCUAAUCUCAGAAGUGGCAUCAAACUUGAACUUCUACUCAUCCAACAAACGAAAGUUCAGAUCUUUGCCCGGAAGUCCAAAAGGGGUGAUGGAUCUGUCAUUCAGCUCAGAGAGUUCCAACGAUUCAUGGUCAUUUGCAGCAUCAUCAGUUUCGUCAUCACCAGAGCCAUUAUCUAAGAAGAACAGAGGUUCAAAAUGAAGACUUAAAACUAGAAUGAUGGUUUUUUUUUUUUGGCCUGAUGUCAACAACCAUGGAAGCAAAUCUUUUCCAGAUAUCGACCCUUCGCCGUCCCCCUGAAUGGAUCCACACAAAAAAUUCUCCACCCUGAAGGCCUCUGGACCAUUGACGAGUCUCUCUCUAAUAGUCUAAUCUCUAUAAUCAUCAAUAAUCAAAAUUUUUUUCCCCUUUAAUGUUAAAUUGCUCACCAUCUCUAUGGUUAAUUCUUAGCCUCUGGAAGUAGAGAUGGUGAGCAUUUUAUCCGGAUGGAGACCAAAUGUCAAUUGUCAAAAAGUACUUGAAAAGAAACUGUUUAUCAGAGAGACUAGAAACAAGGGAAAACGAAGGAAUGGGAAACCAUUAUCUCUCCAAUUCAAAGUUAAUUUCAUUUCAUUCGUAAAAUGCUCUCAUGAACACAUCAAAUCAGCGGCAUCAUGAAUAAUAAUUGUAAAAAUUCAAACAUCAUACUAUUUCGCUUUUUUUUUUUGGCUUGAUGCAUCAUGGCUGGUCAUCAUGGAAGUCUUUUAAUACAAAAGAUUUGAUGGAAAUCUACUGCGAUUCUUUCAACAUGGAGGAGAAGGACGGGUGUCUGCAAGAAAGAAAAAUAAAUAAAUAAAUAAAUGAGAGGGAAAGAAGGUGAAAUUUUGUUUUGAUAUGUGGAAUGAUAGACAAGCACGUUGUCGGCCAUUGGCCAUUUUCUCGAGGUUAGAUUUGCAAUUGCUAUUGCUAUCAUAUGGUUUGGUUUGACCUCCUUACAGUGGUUUUUUUCUUUUGAUUACCUGCGACUGCGAUAUUAUAGAGACGGGUUUGAAAAUUUAGGAGGAAUGAAUGUGAUUGGAGUGAGUAAUUUCGCAAUCUCAUAAUUUGAAUGGACCAUUCUUCCAAUGUAUAUGCAUGGGAAUAUUAUUCGAAUUUGAUAAGCUAUCUUGAUUACAUUGCGACUUAUAAACAGUCGAAG